Molecule: messenger RNA, 651 nt
Organism: Helobdella robusta
Lineage: Eukaryota; Metazoa; Annelida; Clitellata; Rhynchobdellida; Glossiphoniidae
Exons: 5
Coding region: 1-651 (216 amino acids)
Biological process (GO): chromatin remodeling; regulation of DNA-templated transcription
Cellular component (GO): chromatin; nucleus
Source: RefSeq, a predicted model, not a curated record
AUGACCAGUGAUUACGUAGUUCCAAUGAAAACUGGCUACAGAGGGAAGACACUGAAUGUACCUCAGCUUCAAUUUUCACAAGACUUUGCCCAUUCAAAACUACAGACAGUUCCAAACCGUCGGGUGUGCAUUGGAGGACGAGGGAGAGAAUGGUGUCCCAUGGCCUACAAUGUUCUUAAGGAGAUGUCGAAGAAUGAUGAGAUCAGUGUGCUCAUGCAGCCUGUCGACGCCAUCAAACAUCCAGAAUACUACACGAUGGUAGCCGAUCCAGUGGACCUGUCAAAGAUCCAACUGAAGUUUCAUAAUGGCUGCUAUUCAUCUAUUAAUACAUUCAUCGAGGAUGUCAACCUUAUGUUCAACAAUUAUUUUCUCAUUUUUGAAGAUAAAUCUCCGAUGCACAGCAACUUACAGAAGGCCAAAUUAAAAUUUGAAGAGGAAAUGGGAAAGAUCAAACAACUUUAUGGAAUGAACAAAACUUUCAACCGUUUCACAUUUCCAAAAACGAUUUCUGAGAGGAUCGAUGCCAUAGAAGCUGAAAACCGAAGUGUUCUUGGCGUGCCUUUCAUCAUUCCAUCGCCAUCCAGCACAUCUCUACUCACAUCGUCGUCGUCUUCCUCAUCUCUAGUAACUACUUCCACUUUUUACAAUUAA